GCCGUAUUUUUGACCAACGGGUGUCGUUUGACUGUAUGCAGUCACUUUAACGUCUCACCGGUUAAAACUCGUUGCAGGCGCUCAAUCUUUCAAUAUGGGACUUCUCAGAACAUGACAACUCUGUAAAAGGUCUUCCAGGUGUUAUGAACAACUAUGAGGUUAUCCGUCAGAUUGGAGAGGGUGCGUUUGGUAAAGCCUUCCUGGUUCAGGAGCGAGGUGGGGGUGGAGACAGACAGUGUGUGGUCAAACAGAUCAAACUCACAAAGAUGUCGGUGAGGGAAAAGGAAGCAUCCAAAAAAGAAGUGAUGCUGCUGUCGAAGAUGAAACACCCAAACAUUGUCUCCUUCAUCAAAUCUUUUCAUGAGAGGAGCAGCCUGUAUAUAGUGAUGGAGUACUGUGACGGAGGAGAUCUGAUGAACAAGAUCAACAGGCAGAGAGGAGUCUUCUUCACUGAGGAGCAGGUCGUGGACUGGUUUGUUCAGAUCUGCCUUGGCCUUAAACACAUCCACGACAGGAAGAUCCUCCACAGAGACAUCAAAGCUCAGAAUAUCUUCCUAACCAAUGAAGGGAUGAAAGCGAAGCUCGGGGACUUUGGAAUCGCAAGAAUGUUAAAUAACACCAUGGAGUUGGCCAGGACGUGUGUUGGGACGCCGUACUACCUCUCCCCGGAGAUCUGCGAGAGUCGGCCCUACAACAACAAGACGGAUAUCUGGUCUCUGGGCUGUGUCCUGUAUGAAAUCUGCACCCUGAGGCAUCCAUUUGAGGGCAGCAGUCUCCGUCAGCUGGUCAGUAAAAUCUGCAGGGGACGCUACAACCCAGCGCCCAGCCGCUAUUCCUACGACCUGCGCUUGCUCAUCACACAACUCUUUAAGGUUAACCCCCGAGACCGUCCCUCGGUCAGCUCCGUCCUCAGGCGUCCCUUCCUGGAGAAGCACAUCAGCAAACACCUAGACCCACAGAUGAUGCAGGAGGAGUUCAGCCACACGGUGCUGCAUCGAAACAGAGCAUCAUCUCAGGCGGCUAAAAGGAGAGCAGGAGCUGCAGAGAAGAGACAGAAGUCCAGAGCUGCAGAGAGACCCGGAGUCGGCGUCAAGAGACUGCCUGCCAAACCCGACUGGAGAGUCCCACUCAGGGUCUACAACCCGGGCCACAAACCUCUUCAUCAACGAGCCGCAGAGAGAGAAGCUGCAGCGCCGCAGAAAGAAAGGUUUAAUGGACAGCAGCCCGUUGGCCAUUAUCUGCACCUCUACGCCCAGUUGGACGCCUUUCAAAGGAGGAACACAGAGGACGUCCUCCCUCCUCCUCCUCCUCCUCCUCCUCUGCUUCAGGAGAGAGAGAGGGAGCGAUAUGAAGAACCAGUUGUGGAACCGUACCAGCUUGUUGCUGCAGCUCGUGAUGAAUACCUGCAGAGGAGACACGAUGCCAACCAGUACAAGCUGAGAGCAGAGAAACAGCUGGGUCUGCGUCCGUGUACGGCUGAGCGCAACAGGAAGCCUGGCGGUCAGGAGCAGGAAGUGGGACAACCCCAACAUGCACCUCAGGACAGGAGGCAGGAGGGACAGCAGGAAUACAUGCGUCAGCUGGAUGUUAUCAGACAGCAGUAUCACCAGGAGAUGAGACAGAUGAGGCUGAGAGCUGAGAUACAGCCUCAGCCACAACACAAACAAGGCACAUUUGUGGUGGAGAAAGUCAGAGACCCAGAGCCUUCUGCAGACAGCAAAGAGGAGCAAAGAGCUCCUCCUGCACAGGACAUGGAGGCAGCUCUGAGGAAGAUCAGAGAGGAGAACAGAGAACAGAGGAGAGCACUGGAGAGAAAACACAAAGACAAGAAAGGAGUUAUGUUUGAGAUCUGGUUAGAUGAGGAAGGGAUGAAAGGGGACGAAGAGAAGGAGAAAGAGGAGGGAAGCGAGGAAGAGAAGAAGAAAGAUGGCGAUGGAAGACAAACAGGGGAGGAGGAAGUGGACCCUCUGAACCAGACUCUGAGCUUCCAGGAGGCGGAGGAGUUGAAGCUCAGGGAUUGGUCGGAAGUGAGGAGGGGGUGGAGCCAGAGGACUCCUCAGACUCUGCUGGACGGACUCGCCAACAUGGACGUCAACUCUGUCUACAACACCGCUGAGGUCGGGGGUGAACAAGUUGACAAGGCAGCAGGUCGCAGGCAGUGGGUCAACAACCCCCCCAACACCCUGCUGAACGCUCUCGCUCAGGCUGAACUCACAUCAUCAACCCUGGACUCAGAGGCCGCAGAGGCAGAGAAGGACAGAGCAGAAGAGGAAGAGGAGGAAGAAGAGGAAGACUCUGAGGUGGAGAUUGAUGAAGAGCGUCUGGAGCCGAGAUCAGACGAUGACGACACGAACUUUGAGGAAUCGGAAGACGAGCUGAGAGACGCGGUGGCCGACUCCAUGAACAACCUGUUUGUAAUGGAGGACGAGAGCUCGGACGAGGCAGAGCGCACGGAGGAGAGUGCGGCGACGGCAGCGGCUGACAUGACGGAGGAGAACAAGGGCGGAGGUGCAGCAGACUCUCAACAGAUCCAACAACAGGAGUUGGAAGUUUCCUCUCAGCCUGAAGAACGAGACGCUCAGAUCAAGAGUUCAAACAGUAACGCGACUUAAGUAAAGUCCAACUGAUGUUUCUAUCCACUCCUGUUGUUAGGCUCAGUGUUGUAGUCACGUCACCAACUCUCGAGUCAGUCAAGUCUCGAGUCCCCAGUGUUCGAGUCCGAGUCUCAAACAAUAGUCCGAGUUGAGUCACCAUUACCUAACUUUGAGUCAGACUCGAGUCACAAGUCUAGACAAGAACAACUUGAGUGUGUGUGUGAGAGAGAGUGAAUGAGUGACUGUGUGUGAGUGUGUGUGUGAGAGAGAAAGAGUGAAUGACUGAG
This is a messenger RNA of Etheostoma spectabile (orangethroat darter), 2881 nucleotides long. It is a transcript of the gene nek5, whose product is annotated as NIMA related kinase 5. NCBI's taxonomy places the organism in Eukaryota, Metazoa, Chordata, Actinopteri, Perciformes, Percidae. Gene Ontology annotation, molecular function: ATP binding; protein kinase activity. The coding region runs from base 144 to 2612 and encodes 822 amino acids. The record is from RefSeq and is a predicted model, not a curated record. Gene Ontology annotation, biological process: protein phosphorylation. The transcript is spliced from 24 exons.